This is a messenger RNA of Colletotrichum phormii, 4362 nucleotides long. Its product is annotated as ankyrin repeat-containing domain protein. Gene Ontology annotation, biological process: nucleoside metabolic process. The transcript is spliced from 2 exons. NCBI's taxonomy places the organism in Eukaryota, Fungi, Ascomycota, Sordariomycetes, Glomerellales, Glomerellaceae. Gene Ontology annotation, molecular function: catalytic activity; protein binding. The coding region runs from base 1 to 4149 and encodes 1382 amino acids. The record is from RefSeq and is a predicted model, not a curated record.
AUGGCGUUGUCAGACUCUGAUGCCGAUGACUUCCAACCCGGAAAAAAGAGAAAGACUGGUGUUGAUCGGCCGGGGGGAGAUGCUCUUGUCGCAGAGGACUAUACUGUGGGCUGGGUGUGUGCCCUCCCGCUGGAAAUGGCUGCCGCGAAAGGGAUGCUCGAUCAGCUUCAUCCGAACUUGCCCUGGCAGGAUCCAGCCGACCAUAACAGCUACGUCUUGGGUCAGGUCCAAGGCCACAACGUCGUUAUCGCCUGCCUGCCUGCAGGCAUCUAUGGAACAACACCAGCUGCCACGGUCGCGAAGGACUUGCUGCGGACCUUCAAGUCAAUCCGGUUCGGCUUGAUGGUUGGAAUCGGCGGUGGUGUACCGUCGCGAAAACAUGAUAUCCGGCUGGGCGAUAUCGUGGUUAGCCAACCCGCUGAAACAAGUGGAGGUGUUAUCCAGUACGAUCGGGGGAAGACAGUACAGGAGGGAGAGUUCCAACGCACAGGAUCGCUCAACGCACCACCCCAGGUCCUGUUAGCCGCCCUGGGUCGUCUCCAGGCCGAUCACCUAAUCGAAGACAGCAGAAUCCCCCACUUUAUAUCUGAGCUUAUUAGCAAAAGCCCAAAGAUCAUGAAGAAGAAGUUCAGUCAUCAGGGCGCUCUCCACGAUUACCUUUUCCAAGUAGAGUACGACCACGUCGAUUCAGACUCUACUUGUGAUGAGUGUGAUCCUAAGCAGAAGAUUCAGCGGGAGGACAGAGACGACACGAAUCCAGUUAUUCAUUACGGCAAUAUUGCCUCAGGCAAUCAGGUAAUUAAGCAUGGAAAGACACGCGAUAAGUUAAGCAAAGACCUUGGGGUGCUCUGCUUCGAGAUGGAGGCUGCAGGACUACAAGAUUUCCCAUGCCUAGUCAUCCGUGGUAUUUGCGACUACGCGGACUCUCAUAAGAACAACCAGUGGCAAGAAUACGCAGCUAUAACAGCGGCCGCAUUUACAAAGGAGCUCCUUUCAGUCAUACCGCCAAAUAGGGUCCUGCAGGAGAAGCUUAUACCGCAGUUGGUGUCUGAUCCUCACCUUCAUAAGCUUGUUUCUAACACAAAUACGGCCAUCUCGGCACAGACGCAGAAGCAGGAGAUCAGAUAUGAGAGCCAAAAACAGGUUGAUUGCCAUCAAACAUUCAAAACGAGCGCAUAUGAGAAGUUCAAGAAUAUCAACCCUGACCGAGUCCCGGGCACAUGCAAAUGGGUGUUAGAGCAUCCACGAUACACAAAAUGGCAGCAGAGCCGUCAGGAUGACCUCCUUUGGAUUUCGGCUGACCCAGGCUGUGGAAAGUCUGUGUUGGCCAAAUCCCUUAUUGACGAGGAGAUAAAUCAAUCGAACGAGCAUACAGUGUGCUACUUCUUCUUUAAGGACAACGACGACCAAAACAGCCUCGCGACAGCCUUAUGUGCUAUUCUUCAUCAGCUUUUCUAUUAUCAACCACUCCUUAUCCGCCAAGCUAUGGCGGCCUUUGAAAAGAACGGAGAGAAACUGCAGACUGAAGUGGAUGAGCUGUGGCGUACCUUCAUAGCGGCUGGCAAGGACGAUCAAGCAGUCAGUGUUACUUGUGUUCUGGACGCUUUGGACGAGUGCUGCGUUGAUGACCGACAAAAACUCAUUCGGUUUCUAACAAACUUCCACAACCAACCAACGAUAUCGACGGGGAAGUUUCAAAUCAAGUUCCUUGUGACUAGUCGACCAUAUCAGGACAUCGAAACUGAGUUUCGUAACAUUCCUGAGCCUCAAACGAUUCGUCUGGCUGGAGAAGAGAGUAAUGCUGAUAUUAGCGAGGAAAUCAACCUCGUCAUUCGACACGAGGUAGCCACAGCCGGGCAUAAACUCGGAAUAAGUCAGGAAGUCCAAGACGUGUUGCAAGAAAAGCUCUUCGCAGUUCCGCAUCGAACAUAUCUCUGGCUUCACCUUGUAAUGGAUGAGAUUUAUCAUAGCCCAGGGUGGCCAAAACAUGCGUUCAUAAAGACGAUUAAUACUCUCCCGACCAAGGUGGAAGAUGCGUACGAGAAUAUAUUAGGCCGCCUUAACUCCAAUCAACGAGGAGAGGCGCAGACUCUUCUUCACAUCGUUGUUGCCGCCCGCCGACCGCUCACACUGUUGGAAAUGGCUGUGGCUUUCCAGUUGGCCCCAGAUUCACCAGUUGUUCAGGCACAUAAGGACCUCGACCUUAACUCCACCAAUCUCAAGCUACAUAUACGGCAGCUUUGCGGGCUUUUUGUGUUUAUCAACGACGACCGCAUCUAUCUAAUACACCAGACAGCCAAGGAAUUUCUAGUUGCACAGGAUAUUCCCGCCUCUUCAGCAGAUAGCUGUUGGAAACACUCCCUCUACAGACCAGAUUCAGACACGAUAAUGACGCAAAUUUGUGUUCAAUAUUUGUCAAUUGGGGAUACUCAAGAGGAUCGGUUCCGUGCUGAUACACAUAAGCCAGACAACAAUACAGCACAAUACCCCUUUUUGGAAUAUUCUGCAAUACACUGGCCAUCACACUUACGAGGAGCAAAUAAUCCAAAGGAGGGCUUGCAAAAGCAGAUCUUGCGGCUGUAUGACAUGCGAAACCAGCGAUUCGAAACAUGGGUCUCAAUCUUUUGGCAAACAAACUAUCCAUACCAAGUGAGGAGUGGCCUCAACAGUGUACAUCUGGCUGCAUUGAAUGGCCAUGACGAAGUGUUACGGAGACUACUUGCCUCAGACGACGCUGCGUUGAACUCAAAGGCCACAGCGGGCUACACACCACUCAUUUGGGGGUCUUUAGAGGGUCGCCAGAACAGCGUCCAGAUGCUUCUCGAUAAGGGCGCAGAUGUCAACGCUCAAGGCGGCUACUAUGGCAACGCUCUUUAUAUUGCAUCAGAAAAAGGCCACGACAAGAUCGUCCAGAUGCUUCUCGAUAAGGGCGGAGAUGUCAACGCUCAAGGCGGAGAGUAUGGCAACGCUCUUCAGGCUGCAUCAUUUAGAGGCGAUGACAACAUCGUCCAGAUGCUUCUCAACAAGGGCGGAGAUGUCAACGCUCAAGGCGGAGAGUAUGGCAACGCUCUUCAGGCUGCAUCAUUUAGAGGCGAUGACAACAUCGUCCAGAUGCUUCUCGAUAAGGGCGCAGAUGUCAACGCACAAGGCGGCGAGUAUGGCAACGCUCUUCAGGCUGCAUCAUUUAGGGGCCACGACAACGUCGUCAAGAUGCUUCUCAACAAGGGCGCAGAUGUUAACGCUCAAGGCGGAGAGUAUGGCAACGCUCUUCAGGCUGCAUCAUUUAGAGGCGAUGACAACAUCGUCCAGAUGCUUCUCAACAAGGGCGGAGAUGUCAACGCUCAAGGCGGAGAGUAUGGCAACGCUCUUCAGGCUGCAUCAUUUAGAGGCGAUGACAACAUCGUCCAGAUGCUUCUCGAUAAGGGCGCAGAUGUCAACGCACAAGGCGGCGAGUAUGGCAACGCUCUUCAGGCUGCAUCAUUUAGGGGCCACGACAACGUCGUCAAGAUGCUUCUCAACAAGGGCGCAGAUGUUAACGCACAAGGCGGAGAGUAUGGCAACGCUCUUCAGGCUGCAUCAUUUAGAGGCGAUGACAACAUCGUCCAGAUGCUUCUCAACAAGGGCGCAGAUGUCAACGCACAAGGCGGCGAGUAUGGCAACGCUAUUCAGGCUGCAUCAUUUAGGGGCCACGACAACGUCGUCAAGAUGCUUCUCAACAAGGGCGCAGAUGUCAACGCACAAGGCGGCGAGUAUGGCAACGCUCUUCAGGCUGCAUCAUUUAGAGGCGAUGACAACAUCGUCCAGAUGCUUCUCAACAAGGGCGCAGAUGUCAACGCACAAGGCGGCGAGUAUGGCAACGCUAUUCAGGCUGCAUCAUUUAGGGGCCACGACAACGUCGUCAAGAUGCUUCUCAACAAGGGCGCAGAUGUCAACGCACAAGGCGGCGAGUAUGGCAACGCUCUUCAGGCUGCAUCAUUUAGAGGCGAUGACAACAUCGUCCAGAUGCUUCUCAACAAGGGCGCAGAUGUCAACGCUCAAGGCGGCAAGUAUGGCAACGCUCUUCAGGCUGCAUCAUUUAGAGGCGAUGACAACAUCGUCCAGAUGCUUCUAUGGCAACGCUCUUUAGGCUGCAUCAUCCCAAGCCUAUGACAACAUAGUCCAGACGCUUCUUAUCAAGGUCGCUGAUGUCAAAGUACAAGGCGGCGAAUAUUGUAAAGCUCUUUAUAUUGCAUCAAUUGGAAGCUAAAACACCACCGUCCACAUGUGUCAAGUUGGGUUGCUGACGCAGGGUGGAAGCUUUCAGAGGCCAACUGCAGUUAGGGGUAGAAUGAUGAAUUACUGAAAUCUGCUCCUCCCUACUAG